UCGGCCUGAAUUGUUCGGGACGCGGACGCUGGGCGGGGAGCGGGGUCGCCUAGAGACCCUGGAGGGGUCCACUCCUGGGCCCCCCCGGGGGUCACCCCUUUUUGAGAGCCCCGUCAAAGUAGCUGUUAAUCCAGAACUCUUCCUUGCUCUAGCCCCGGGGGGGGGGCCGGGGACCCCCAGAAUUCACCCCAUCCAUCGAGGACCCCCUCUGGUGGCCGCUCUUAAUGAAUACAAUGGAAGGCUUGUUGUGUCGCCUCUCCGAGGGGAGACGUCAUUCGUCUGUCUGUCUUUGACAACGCGUACCGCCGUGCCUCCUACCUGGCAACGCCGGUGAACUGGGAGCCGGGCGGACCUGAGUUUGAAUCCUCCCGCUGACAUAGCCCAGAUUCGUCAAGUUUUAACGCUGGAAAGGACGUUUAACAUUGCGUUUUAUCUUUUUAUCAUUGAUCAGACUUCUUAGGUGACAUCCUUAAAGCUGGCUGCCUCACAUAUGAGAAAACUGCGCAUCAGUCUAGUGGCCAGCAGCCAUCUAGUCCUACUUAUAUUAGAAUGUCUGCUAUAACACGCUUGGCCAGUGAUCACAUCAGCUUUCCAGAUAUGGAUCAAAAGCUUAUUCAAUUAGUGGAGGACCUCACCACUUCAGGAGAACCACAGCUGGAUCCUGAAAAAAUGAAAGAAGUGAAGAAAAUCUGCAAAUCUUCAGAGGAACAUAUCAGUCAUGCUUACCAUUUACUCAUGACUCAGUUGAAUCAAGAACAUGCUGAGAUACGUUUCUCAGCUUUUCAGAUUGUGGAUGAGCUCUUUACCAGGUCACAUCAAUUUCGGACACUAAUUAUUUCCAACUUCCAAGAAUUCCUCGAACUCACAGUGGAAACAGACUAUGAGCAGCCUCUCCCUCCCCCAAAAGAAGUAGCCCAGAAAUUGAAGAAAGCUGCCCUCAAAUCUAUUACAGAAUGGAAUGAGAAAUAUGGAGACGCCUACAAGAAGCUUUCUCUUGGAUAUCAUUUCCUAAAAUAUAACAAAAAGGUGGAUUUUCAAGAUGUUAGUGCCAGGACUUUGGCUGAAAGAAAAAGGGACGAGGAGAAGCAAAAACGGUUAGACAGCAUCUAUAAAGAAAGGGCCAAAAGAAUGGAAAAAGAAAUGCAAGAAAUGUCUGAAGAAAUUGAAAUGUGCCUGACAGAGAUGGAGAAUUGCUUCAGACUGUUAAUGCCCUUUGAUUUCACCAUGAGAGAUAUGGAGGUAGGAGCAGUACCAGCCGAGGCUUCUAGGGCAGACAGAGAUGCCUCAUCAAUGGCUUUGAAUGGGGCAGCCACACAUGGCCCAGUGACUGGCUUGAGGCCUGAUGACCAGGAGCAGCCUUGUUGCAGCAAAGACUUACUUCCCCCAUCUCUCUGCCUGAAAGAGGCCGGAAGCAGAGAUUGGCCAAUGAGGUCAAGGCCUCCAGAGCCAAAGGAGAUGGAGCACAGGGAAUGUGUGGAAGAUGAUUCUGAUUCUGAUGAUGAUGAUGAUGACGACUACAAUGACGAUGACGACGAUGACGACGAUGACGAUGAUGACGAUGAUGAUGACGAUGGCGAUGGUUAUGGAGAAGACUUUAUAAGAAGCCAUGGUCUUGGCUCACAUAAGUACUCCCUGAACUUGGAAAUCCCCACAGAUUUGCAAGUCCACGAGAAUGAAGAUAACAGGGCUGUGGUCAACAGUGUCAUGGAUGGACUUAAACUCAUCAACAAUAAGUUCCUACCCUCUGUUCAGUCAUGGAUUCAGCUGUUUACUCGAGCAGGGAUUCAUGACGAACGUCUGAAACGUGCCAUUGAUCUUAAGAAGAAAUUAGAGAUUGCUGUUGGAAAAUAUAAGGAAAUGAACAUUGAAUCUGAAGGAAGAAAAAGGAAAAUGAGGCGAGCCUUAGAUGCUGACUCCGAUGAAGAUGAAGAGGAAGCGGAUUUUGUGGAGGUGCCCGAGAAGGAAGGUUAUGAGCCCCACAUUCCAGACCACCUGCGGAAGGAGUAUGGGUUGGAGCCCCUGUCACAUCCAUCAACUCCGAGUAAGGGAGGAGGAAUGAAGUCAGGAGGUCUCAGCUCAGCUGCUCAGCUAAGAACCAAUGAAGACGAAUUGGACCCAACCUGUGCUGCAGCUACCCUGAGAGUGCUCCGAGACAGGCUCCCCAUGUUCUCUCCCCUGACCAGCAGUGUAUCAGGAAGUUCCCCAGCAGCUUCUAUGGAAGAGGCUGAUGAUAGCCAGAAAAGGAAGAUAACAGAAGAGCGAGCAAGAGCACCUGUGAUGCCCUUUGGGAUGGACCUUUACUACUGGGGAGAGGAGCAGCCCACAGCUGGGAAGAUCCUUAAAUUUGGUUCUGAGCAUCGAUUCUGGAAGCCAAAUGAGACAGAAGAGGAAGUAGAAAGUACAGAAAUUGCUGAGAUGUUGAAGAGCCGCUAUAUCACCUUUGCUGGCAAGUUUGAGCCUGUGAAGCACAAGUGUGGGGCCCUGAUGCCCAACGGGAGCCUCUGUGAGAGGCAGGAUCGGCUGAAGUGCCCAUUCCAUGGGAAAAUCAUUCCCCGGGAUGAACAUGGAAAUCCUAUCAACCCAGAAGACAGAGCCAGAGAGGAAAAGAAGAAAUUUGAGAAGCAAGCACAGCAUCCAGGCAGCUAACUGAUAGUUCCACUGAGGUUUGAUUAUGGUUGAAAAGGAGGGGGCAGUGAGAGGUGAUACCAUACUACUGGAUCUUCACUCAGUUGCUCCAAGUCCAGCUCUGCCAGGCUUUAGCAGAUGGUUUUCCUAAGUUGCUGUGGACAAAGAAUAUCAUCACUUAGUGACCAGUUCUCUAAGUAUGAACUUCUUCCUGUGUAACUGUGCUCCUCCUGGAUGAUGGAUGCAUGUUCCAUUAUCAGCUCAUACUCAAAGUCUUUCCAGCUUGGUAGCACUUGACAUUGUUUUUUCCUGGCUCAGCGUUUGAGAGCCCAAAGGCAUUACCAUGCCAUAAGGAGCCACUGGAGGAAGAUUUCAAUAAAUGUUUGUUUGAGCUGGGAUAGUGUCAAAGGAUAGAACUAGGAGCAGAGGGCAGAAAUUAUAGGAAGCCCAGUACUAUGGUUGUCCCAAAGGAAAGUGUAUGUCCCUGGAAAACAAUGGGUGCCCCUUCUUUGGCGGGGUUUUCAGAUAGAGAUUGGAUCACAUUUGUCAGUCAUCUGAUAGAAGAAAUUGUUGUUCAGGGACAGGUUGUACUUGAUGCCUCAAAGAAUCUUUUUAUCUCUGAAAUUCUCUGGUUCUCUAUUAUUCAUCAGGUAUGGAUGGACAUAGCCUCUGUGAUUGUGCCCCUUUUCUGCACUGGAAAAAUGAGUCCUGAGUACCAAACCAUUAACUUAGAAAUAAAAUUUUAGAACUCGGGCACACCAACUGUUUUUGAGACAGACUGGUAUAUUCUUUGUAUGGUACUUCCAUGUAAUAAAGAAACAUAUUAUGGAAAUUCUCCUACUUCCUUGAUUGGUUUAAUUAUUAAACAAAUGAAUAUCCUACUUGGGCUCUAUUUUCAUGGUACAGUUGAACGUGAAACAUGAUCAUAUCCUUGACUUCCUGGAAACAGUCUCAUUUUUCCUUGAAGACUGAGUCACUUUCAUUUGCCUGUGCUUAUCCCAUAUUCUAUACAUCUCAUUCUCUCUCUUUUUUCUUUCUCUCCCUCCCUUCUUCCCUUUCUUUCUCCCUUUCUUCUCCAGAACCCCUCCUCUGACACCCAAUUGUGUUGUGGACAUUCGAAAAGGCUAUUUCAGUACAGUCAACUUCUAAUACCUCCUGUCAAGCAAGACAGGCUUUGAGCACAGGCCCGGUGAUGGACUGUUGUUUAAGGACUAGCUGAGCUAAGUGUAGUGAGUCUUACUUGUCACCAGAUGGUUGGUCACAGAGUGACGCAUUUCUCAGUCACUUCAUGAAAUCAUGAAGAAGUUACGAUCUGCAUUAGUGGAGAGAAACCCAGCAGUGGGAAUUCACAAAUCCUUAAAGGAUUAAAGUUUUUGUUUUUUUGUUUUUGUUUUUGUUUUUUGAUGAAGCAGUUGAAGCAAGAGAAGUUAAUUGACUUAGCCAUAGUACUUACUUAGAAACUAACCUCAUUUCUUCCCAGUAAGACACAUUAUCUCUUAGCCCUCCUGUGUCAAAUAGAGUUCCACCCAUUCUGAAGUGAUUUUUAAACCAGUGAUUGGGUCAGCCAUUAACCAUCCUGGAGACAGGUUUUCAGAGGAUGAACAAUAACAAUAAUGAGCCAUUGUGAAAUGUUGACUAAUUCCCAGCAAAUGAAGUUCUAAAUCCUUCGUCUGGCUCAGAGGAGAGAUAGCCCCAUGGCUGCCUGCUGAGACCAUUCAAGUAAGAACGUGCAGUUAGAGGAGAGACUUCUUGCAUUUGACUUCAUAGCAAGUGUUUGGAAGUAAUAAAAUUCUAGUUUUCAGGAACCUAAUGAAUAUAGUUCAACUUUGCAUCACAAAGCUGAUAGUAGAAGGAUCCUUAAGAUAAAGAACAGAACAUGAGAGAAGGGCUCCAGGGAUCACUUUAGUUAGACCCCAAACAUGGGAGUCACUUUAUAGAUGAGGAAAAUCAGCUUCCCUGAAUCAGCAAAGGCAAGAAUGUUUUCUAGCCAAUCAAUAAUGAACUUAAAUCACAUUAAAUUGGUGAGUAUUACCUCAGUUCCUUUUGAAAAUAUAACUUAAUAUUUAUCACAAUAUUUGUUUUGUUAUUAUUUUUUUCUUCCUUUCAGGGGUGAAGGAAGUAGAAGGGAGAGAAACUAGAUUUUUGUUAAUUGAAAAAAUUAAAUUUUUAAGAGAAGGAAAAUGUAGCUGAGUUGAUUUGCUACUGGUUAUAAUAAAAUCCGUGGCAGAAUAAGAUGCCAGACACCAAGAUCUUUUCUCGAACUAAACUGCCAAAUAUUCCAACUUUACUGCAGAGAGCACAACUCUGUUGAGUUGUUAAAAUGUCAAAUGUAUAUUUGCCAAAAAAUUUAUUUUAUGGAGAACUCACUAGAUGGUAAGAAAAAGCAAUACAAGGACACUCUCAAGGUAUCUCCUGAGAACUUAAUUCUAUGACACAGGAGACAGUGACACAGAACUGCCCAGCAUCGUGAGCCCUUAUCAGAGAAGGGGCUGUGCUCUAUGAGCAAAGCAGAAUUGAAUUAACCCAAAGGAAAUGCAAUAUGCACAAAAUUAUAGUCCAUUCCAAAUGUUUAUAGGAAUUAUUUGUCUGACCUAUGGCAGAGCAUUCCCAACUUAUAUUGGUCUAUUAGCCACGGUGGGACACACUGUAAUUCUGUUCUGAUAUAGUGAUUUCAUGUUGAUCCUCUUUGAAAAUGAAGGACAAUGACCAACCAAUAAAAGUCAUUAAAUACUUGGAAACCAGAACCUUGGGCUCCUACCCUAUUUGGGAUGCACAGACGGACGGCAGUGUAUGAGUUACCUUAUCCUGUGACAUGAUCCUGCUGUUGGGUACCUUUGGACAUCUGUGGGAUAUCAUCCCUUCGCCCAUCAGCAUCACAGACCACUAAAGGGAGAUAAUGUGUUUUUGUGGAGUUGUGUCAGUUGUGUCCCACUCUCUGGGACUCCACAUAGGGUUUUCUCAGCAGAGAUACUGGUGUGGUUGGUCAUGCUCUUCUCCAGCUCACUUUAGAGGAGGAAACUGAGGCAAAGAGGAUGAAGAGACUUUCUCAGGGUCACACAGCUAGAAAGUACCUGAGGCCAGACUUGAAUUCAGAAGAGGAGUUACUGAAUGCCUGCACUGUCAAGUGCAAAAGCAUGAGACUGAGAGUCAGAGGGCCUGGGUUUGUUUCCUAGUUUAGCUUAUUACAGUUGGUGGGAUCUUGGAUAAGUCCUUUCCUUUAUGGGACCUCAAUUUCCUGAUCUGGAGAACGAAGGGUUUGCAUUAGACAAAUUCCAAGGAUGCUUUCAUCACUAAAUCCGAAAAGUCUGUUUAUGAAAGACUCAGCCUCAUGCUCUAGGUCAUGGGUUAAUGGGGUUCAGAGAUAAAAGGGACCUUUGAGAUCAUCUUGAUAAGGGGACUGAGUGGUCCCUGGACCUGCCUGAGAUCACACAGGCAGCUAAGUAACAGAACUAGAAUUUGAACCCCAGGCCUAGCACUCCAAAUCUGCUCUUUUCCUAUUAUCAUCUUGUUAACUUAACAUGGAUGUUAAGCCACUGUUCAUGCUUUUUGUACUUCAGUUUCCUCAUCUGUAAAAUGGGGAUACAACACUGUAAGGAUAUCAUGAGGGUAAAAUGAGAUAAUAUCUAUAUAAAGAGCUUAGAAUGGUACCUGGUAUCUAGUAGGUACUACAGAAAUGCUUGUUCCCAUCCUUUGCCUUCUUUACUUCAGUGUUAAUACUUCAUAAUAGAUUAUUUUCCCUAUUUGUGUAAACUGUUAGGUAAUAAGAGGUUAAUCUUUAUUUUAUUGGAAGAAUCUUUACAAAGGAAAAAUUACAUGUUUGGAGCAUGAUCUCAGCACUGCUUCCUUUGCUCUGGGCUCCCUUGAAAGAGAAAUUACAUUUUCAGCCUCAGGUGAUAUAAUGGAGGGAAAAAGCAAUAAUGAAUAUACAGGGAGAAUAAUAGAGUUCAUGGGAGUACCUGGCCCAGUUUUUUUUUGAGCAACAGUGCCACUCUCUGCUCUUUAUUUCUCAUAAUUAGUGACUGCUCUGUGUGUAUGGGAAUUCUUGGUCUAAAAUAUGAGAUUUUAACUAAGUGCCCAGAAAACAGUCUGUGAAACCCCAUUCCUGAAACAAUGCCUUGUGAGGGAUUACGCUGACCCUGCUAAUCUGCUGUGUUCAUCCUUCCCCAAUAGUACGCACGGGGCAGCAAAUUAAGUGCCUAUUUUUUGUGUCAACCCUGAAGAGUAUCUGGUUUUUCAGCCCUUAGUGACUUGUUAACAAACAGGUAUCAGGACAAGCGAGGAAGGCAGGCCUCUGGCCAGUCAGAUGUGAAAUAGCAUCUCUUUACUAACUACAGUAUUGAUUCCCGCCUACCCUUGCAAACUGUGUAAUUUUCUUUUCCCGGCUGCUAAACUCAGUAACAAUGUAUGAAGAGCUUUAGGGGCCCAUCAAUGCUCAAAAAGGCUGCUCUUCCCUGCCAGUCUAUUGAUUUUUUUCAAAGGCUUUUAAAUUGCUCCUUCAUUUUACUCCAAUGCUCAUUUCGUCUCUACUGGAUGCGGGCAUUUUUUCGUUGUGUUUAAACAAUUGCUCCAUUCACUGGGUUCUUAAACUGUGACGCCUUCUUAUUACUGGGAGAUAAACUGUUUAGACAGUUUUCCUUAAUCUUGGAUUAAUCGUUCCUGUAUCUGAAUUGUGCUCCCCGGUAUUCCUUCACUUCAGAAAAAUAAACUUGGCGAAGUCUUCUUAUCUGUCAAAUGUAUGUGUUGUAUUCUCCAGGGUGUUUCUUUUCCUUAACUUUUGCUUCACAGCUUCAUUUUCUUUCUCCUUCUAUCUCUGUGUUUAAAUCAGACUCUUAAUUUUACACGUUUAGCCACGUGCGCUUAUGGUUUUAAUGCUGAUCCAACGAUGGUGCUUGGAGAAAGGCCAGGGCUGUUCUCAGCAUGCAUUCAUUUUACUUCCAUUCAAUUUAACAAACAUUUAUUAAACACCUACCCCACACUCAGCAGGCUUGGAAGUUAUUGAAAGCUAAUGUUUUACAUCAGGAGCUAAUAAGUUGAUAAUAUUUAUCUUCUGGUCCAUUUCAAACUGUGCCCAGACUUAUGAGGGUUUUCUUGGAGUUGUUUAGCAUUGGGCAGGAUGGAUGUGGCGUGAUUUGAGAUUUGUUUUGCUCUUAUAGAUUGUAUGGGACAACAGGGAGAGAUUUCUUCUCCUGCUUCUGUAGUCGUAAUCUCUUAUUCUUUCCUCUGUGGCAUCUGGAUCUCAGGGGGCCAUAUGUUUGUAGCUUAGAACAAAUGUAUAUUUAAAUUGAUUGGGUAGGUAGGUAGGAUGUUGUUUAAGGGAAUGAAAACCCUGCUUUUCAAAUAUAUAUUGAUUGUAUCCACCAUGCAUCCUCCUUCUCUGCAGAGCGUUGGCUGGUAGGAGUUAGCUCUCUUUAAGUUAAAGGAGGAGGGGGAAAAGAUUAUCUUUACUGUGAGUGUAAGUCCUGAGACCUUUCUCCAGCCAACCCUCUUUUGUCCUGGUUCUGCUUACCCUGGUGAUAGGCACUGGGAUAACUCACCAUCCUGAAGCACCGUGAAUACAAGGGACUAUGUCAUUUGA
Sarcophilus harrisii (Tasmanian devil) is the source of this 8200-nucleotide messenger RNA. RefSeq names its product UV stimulated scaffold protein A (gene UVSSA). Gene Ontology annotation, biological process: response to UV; transcription-coupled nucleotide-excision repair. Gene Ontology annotation, molecular function: RNA polymerase II complex binding. NCBI's taxonomy places the organism in Eukaryota, Metazoa, Chordata, Mammalia, Dasyuromorphia, Dasyuridae. Gene Ontology annotation, cellular component: chromosome. The transcript has 13 exons. The coding region runs from base 550 to 2646 and encodes 698 amino acids. The record is from RefSeq and is a predicted model, not a curated record.